AUGCAAACAAACUAUCACACAGCGUCCAUUACAAACCCCCCACCACCACCACCACAGAUACACCCGCGAGUCAAGUUAAUCACAUGCAUACCGCACACAACCCUAGACCUUGACUCUGUCCUACCCUUCGCCUUACCUCCUGUCCUGUGCGUACAUUUUCUUUUUAAUUUGCUUUUCUAUUAUUUUCUUCUCUUUUUCUUUUCCUUUAUUCAAACAAACACAUUUUUCUUUCUUUCUUUCUUUCUUUCUUUCUUUCUUUCUUUCUUUCUUUCUUUCUUUCUUUCUUUCUUUCCGUACAUCAUGAUUUUCUUUUUUCCUUCUGGUUUCUAUUUAUCCUUCUUGUUUCUUUCUUUCUCUUUUUUCUUUCUUUCUUUAUUUCUUUCAUAUAUUGUUUUUCCUUUUCAUUUCCUUUUUUCUUUCCAUGUCUGUAUGUAUGCAUAUUCCCAUGCAAUUAUUAAUUUAUUCGUCUUCUUUGUUUUCCGACGCCUUUUUCUUUUCCCGUUUUGUCUCUCUCAUUUUCCGCCACUCUCUCUCUCUCUCUCUCUCUCUCUCUCUCUCUCGAUGUCUCCUUUCUUUUUUUACUCUCUUUCUUUUCUUCUACCUUUCUUUCUUGCAAAAUGCUUUCUUUCCACAGUUCUUUCUUUCCUCCUUUUUUCUUACAAAAUACUUUCUUUCUUUUUUCUUUCUUUCUUUCUUUCUUUCUUUCUUUCUUUCUUUCUUUUGAAAGGAUUUUCUUUAAAAAGGCUUUCUUUCUCUUUUCCUUUCUUUCCGCCUUUCUUUCUUUCAAAAUUCUUUCUUUCCUUGAGAAAUUCUUUCCUUCCUCCUUUCUUUCUUGCAGUAUACUUUGUGUUUUCUUUCUUUCCAAAAUCCUUUCUUUCCUUCUUUUUUCAUGCAAUAUACCUUUUUUCUUUCUUUCUUUCUUUAAAAUGUCUUUUCCUUAAAAUAUAUUUCUUUCUUACUUUCUUUUUUCUUUAUUUCCUCUUUUCUUUCUUGCAAAAUAAUUUUUUUCGUUUCUUUGCAAAAUUAUUUCUUUCCUGCUUUCUUUCUUGCAAUAUGCUUUUUUUUCAUUACACAAUUAUUUCUUUACUUCUUCCUUUCUUGCAAAAUACUUUUUCUUUCUUUCUCAAUGUUCUUUGCUGCAUAUUCGUAUUCCUUGCUCCUUUUCCGAAUGUUUUCUUUCUUUCUUUUAUUUUUGAAAUUAGUUCUUCUUAA
This is a messenger RNA of Acanthosepion pharaonis, 1212 nucleotides long. NCBI's taxonomy places the organism in Eukaryota, Metazoa, Mollusca, Cephalopoda, Sepiida, Sepiidae. The record is from the annotation of a GenBank genome assembly.